Molecule: messenger RNA, 291 nt
Organism: Penicillium coprophilum
Lineage: Eukaryota; Fungi; Ascomycota; Eurotiomycetes; Eurotiales; Aspergillaceae
Exons: 1
Coding region: 1-291 (96 amino acids)
Source: RefSeq, a predicted model, not a curated record
AUGGCAUUCCACCAUUGGACAAGGUGGGCCAUGGACAACUGUCGAAGCGAUGCGUUGGCAGUUUUCGCCUCAACAAUCUAUACUAUGACCCAAUUGAUCGUCCAGCGGCAACCGCAUAUGAGGAGCCCUGUCCAAUGGCUUCUCAUCGCCGUUGCUUACCCUCCCAACCACCCUCACCUCCUCAAGUUUUGCCUGUUGAUUGACGCUAACAAAGACGGUCUGCUGUACAGAGUACUCCUAGCCAGAACCAAAAAUCUGUCCAAGGGUUCCUCAAAGACCCAAUGGGUGUGA